This is a messenger RNA of Apus apus (common swift), 1205 nucleotides long. RefSeq names its product ALK and LTK ligand 1 (gene ALKAL1). The transcript is spliced from 5 exons. Gene Ontology annotation, molecular function: receptor tyrosine kinase binding; receptor signaling protein tyrosine kinase activator activity. Gene Ontology annotation, biological process: positive regulation of ERK1 and ERK2 cascade; positive regulation of ERK5 cascade. The coding region runs from base 1 to 543 and encodes 180 amino acids. The record is from RefSeq and is a predicted model, not a curated record. Lineage: Eukaryota; Metazoa; Chordata; Aves; Apodiformes; Apodidae.
AUGCGAGGGGCGAAGAAGCGCCAGGCGCUGCCUGCCAUCGUGCUCCUGCUGCUGGCCUCGGCCCCGCCGCCGCCCGGCGCAGAGGGCAGGGACAUGCCCGCCGCGGGAGACGAGAAGGGGACGCUCCUCGACCUCCUCCUCCAAGCCCUGGGCGACGGCGGCCGCCCGCUGCCGCCCCGCCCGCCGCGGCGGGACCGGGUGAUCUCCCGGCGGUACAGCGGCGGCGGUGUCCCGCCGCCCGAACCCCGCUCCGUCGCCGCCGCCGCCCCCCGGUCGUCCCCGGCCGCCGCCGCCGCCGCCGCCCCGCCGCCGCCCCGGCUGUUCGCCGCUGCCCGCCACGGAGAAAUUUUUCCAAGAGAUUCCAGUCUAAAAGACAAAUUCAUAAAACAUUUUACAGGGCCAGUCACAUUUUCAUCAGAGUGUAGCAAGCACUUUCACCGACUGUAUCACAACACAAGGGACUGCUCAACACCAGCCUAUUAUAAAAGGUGUGCAAGGUUGCUAACGAGAUUAGCAAUGAGCCCUUUGUGUACACAGUCCUAGGAUGUUUGCUAUACUUUCUACUAAGGAGAGAAUUCUGAUUUGCCAAGAAAGUGCCUUGAAAUUUUCCAAGACGGAGAAGACAUCUUUUACCUUUCUGAUUUACAACAUUUUGUUACUAGAUGCAUUUUAUUUUCAUAUAUUUGUCGGACAUUCCAUAUUUGUGUGAAACAUUAUUUUAUUUUAAUGUGUAAAUUUGUUGCCUAUAGCUCAGACAAGCCAAUUAUUUAAAUACAUUGUAUAUAAAGGAUGCUAAUGAUAUAACUGAUUACAUGUUACAACCAUAUGCAGGGAGUUGGUAAAAUUUUGCGGUUUCUCUUGUUCCAUUGUAUUUACAUAGUUCUGCUCAGGCUCUUACUUUCAUUAUUUGCACUAACUUGAAACGCAGAAGUCUGUGUAACUGAAAUCUGAAUAAGCUGUAUGCGGGGAAGUUGUACUUGCCAUGGAAGAUAUUUUAUAUUUUGAAGCUUUGUUAAUAUAUACGUAUAUAUUAUUGCGCAUCAGAAGAACUUUGCUCAGAAAUGCACCUUGCUUUCAGGAACAUUUUGUUUGACUAUUCUGGAUUUUCAUCAGUUACAUUUGUACUGGCACUUAUGGAAAGAGUUGCAAAUAAUGUAAAUAUAAAGACUGGAAAACUGCAAUGCAGUUUUGGUGGAAUAAAGAAC